AUUGACGACAACUUCCCUUUAGAUUUAGAAGGGGAAAUCAGGAUUGGGACCAGUGAGCUAUAUAUAUAAUUGAGCCACCUCAAGGGUGACUUGUAUUAGAUGCUGUGGGUUCUAUUUGAUUAGUCGUGGUCAGUUUCAGUCAUUACAGUUUCUGAGUUUGGUGCGAGCAAAACGCACUGCACUGCACUUUGGUGAGAAUGGAGUUCAGCAAAAUGAGUCGUCUGUCUAUAGUGGUGGUGUUGUGCCUGUAUGUGGCUGCAUUGCAGGAGGGUGCUGACGCCAAGUCCCUACCCAGCUACGUUCCAAUCUGCAAGAGGAACGACAAGAACCUCAAUGACUGCUUCAAGAAAGCAACAGUGGUUAUCAGGCCCUACAUUACCAAAGGUAUUCCUGAACUGAACAUUCCCCCCAUCGAUCCUCUCAUGAUUCCCAUGGUGAUGCUGGAGCAGGGUACCCCAGCCGUCAAUUACAAGGCUAAGCUGAAAAAUCUUCAGGUGUUCGGACUCAGAAACUACAUGUUCGACAAUGUGCAUAUCGACCUGAACAAGCUGCAAAUCAUGGGCAGAAUCAGCAUCCCCAUGAUCUGGCUGGAAGCUGACUACGAUAUCAAGGGAAGAGCUCUGGUGCUGCCCAUCCAAGGAAACGGUCUUUUCAAGGCUAAUCUCACUACUGUGACCGCCGACGUGAACAUUGAAACGAAAUUGGUGAAGAAGAAGGGUGACGAAUACUUGGAGCCUAAGAGCAUCAGCACUAAAUUCAACAUUCAACAGGCUACUGCCGACUUUGCCAACUUGUUCAAUGGUGACGAGACCCUGAGCCGCACCACCAACCAAUUCCUGAACGACAAUGCCAAAGAUAUCGUUGAAGAAGUGAAACCAGCAAUCGAGGCUGUCAUCGCCAUGUUGGCUGAAGACAUUGGAGGAAAAGUGUUCGCCACUACACCAUUCAACAAGCUUUUCCCAAAAUAAAUUGAAAACACAUUUUCCAAAACUCAACCCCUUCCCCAACUAUCGAGUUCGUGCUGAACUCUCCUUGCACUAUUAUUUAUUGACUCAUUAUUAUUUAGUCAUAAUUUAUUUAUUGUAUCUAUCAUUAGCUUGGCCUUGUAUACUCUAUUUAUUUAUGAAUUGCUUCACGUUUAAUUUAUUUAUUUAUUCGUUAUAAUCGACUGUGAUCUUCAAUUUAAGUGUUCUUAGAUUUUUGCAUUGAUGAGAUUAAAACUUCUGAGAAUUUUGAGAGAA
Nilaparvata lugens (brown planthopper) is the source of this 1241-nucleotide messenger RNA. RefSeq names its product protein takeout. Bases 198 to 968 code for a protein of 256 amino acids. The record is from RefSeq and is a predicted model, not a curated record. The transcript has 6 exons. Lineage: Eukaryota; Metazoa; Arthropoda; Insecta; Hemiptera; Delphacidae.